GUCCGCGGAAUCAUUCGCCGUCCGAUUGGUGAACCGACUCGCGAAGUCGCGGUUUGCGUUGUGUGGAAGAAGAGUGGUCGGUGAACGAUCAGUGAAUCGGCUUGAGUUUGUGGUUUCGUUUAGUGUUUUCGCCAGUGAUAAAAAUAAGCAAAGCAGUGAAUUCGCAAAACAGGACAGAACGAGCAGAAAAUACAUUGAAUGAAAUUUCACGGACAUAGGAUAACAUGCACGAAGCAAAGUGUUGAUUGACGCAAGGUCACAAGACGUCCAGAAGUGGAAGCGCAAUUAAAUCAGUGAAAGGUAUUACUCCUUCCAAAAAUUGGAGUUGAAAUAAAAAAGACAGCCGAGAAAAUGGCUUUGAAUGCGAUGAACCGAAUGGAAUGAAACUUGGUGCGUACUUCGCGGGGUCAUUCUCCGGACCACAAACGUCAAAAGGUUGCGUGGAAACCUAAGGUGGACCAGCAAGAAGAAGGGUGAAGAAAGAGAGUGACAAAAUAUAAAUAAAACGUUGCGUAAGUGCAGCUCUUCUUCACCGCGCCCCAUUUGUGUAUUUUUCUUCGCCGUCGAAUUUCAGACCUUUUCGUUUCGCAUUUAUUUAUUUCUACGACGAACGGGUACUGAGCCGCUGUCAUCGUCGUUGCGGCCGCCGUCGUUCGAGAGCAGAAACAGCGGAAGCGCAGGAAUCGUGGUUGCCGUUGUCGUCGAAAACACCAGACACUACGUGCGCAGCGGAAAAGUGCAGAAAGCAAAAAUUGAAGUAAUUUUAGUGCCAAUUAAAAUUAAAAGUUUGUGAGCCAAGCGUGUGCACCGUGUAGAGUAAAAAGCGAAAGAUUCUUGGCACAUGGUUUCCGCUGGCUCACGCUUGCGGCUCCGCAGAAUUACUUCUGCGAAAAGUGUCUCGAUCUCUAGCGAAGAGAAGGCGAUAAAUUUUCCGCAAAUACGUCUCCCGGACUAGCACCGAGAGGCGGACCGAACAGCAGCGCGACCGCCGGGAAUGCGUGCGUCCUCGUCAGACGACGGACGAUGUUGGAAUGUGCUACGGCUAGACUAGAUCAGCUAGGAAGUGACGGGAGGAAGAUGCAUAUGUGAACAGGUGUAGGCGGUUCUUCUAUCAAUUUACGGUGUAAGAAGCGUGCAGAUUGAAGUGAUUCUGAUCUGAUAUUUGGAAUUACUUUAAUUCCGAAAUAAAUACGUAGACCCGCGAAAGGAAAGUGAAAAUUACACGUUGUUUGAGAAGAACCGACGUCUUGAGUGUUCCAUAAAUUGAAAAAUUGUGAGGGGCCAAGUUUCUGCGAAGCGCAAAGCAUGUUUUAUAAGAUUGGUAUGCUUCAAUAAUAGAACACCUCACACCCUGUGUUUGGGUGUUUCCAUUGUGAGAGUUUGAAAAGUGUGUUGUAUCGUCGAAGUUAUGGAAGAAUCAUUUUCGUAAAGCAUUCGAGGAAUACCUUUCGAAAAAAAGGAAGAAUGUGUUUGUGCUGAACGAGAAGAUAUUGAAGCGAAUCUAUUUAUAAAAGCUAGUUAUUUUUGCGCUCGGUCUGUCUCCUCAAUAGCGACGAGAGCGUUCGCACAUCUACUUGGUGGGAAAACAACAAAUCAGCAAAAAAACAACCAUGUCAGAGUACGUAGCGCCUCAGCUGAUCAAGGUUUUGAAAACCUAUCAGAACAAUGCACCAAAAGGCUUGCAUGGGCCCGGACUUUCACUGGUGCACCCGAGCAAAGCGGGACAUACGGCCAGCAGUGCCGGCACCAUCCAGCGGCCGGAAUCGCCAGAAAAUGUGGAAGAUUCCCUCAGUGCGCCACCCAUUACUGGGCCACUACCGAUGCCAUCGCACCCCAUCAUGACCACACCUGACCCGGACUGUGGUGAAGUGCAGCUUACGAUUCUUGAAGGCAAAAAUAUUGGUUGCUUCUUGCUCGGUGGUGAAAUGCGACUCUGUCUUCCACAGAUUUUCAACAAUAUUCUGAUGGACUUUUCCGUCGAGCAGAUCAAUCGAUCGAUUCAGGAGCUAAUGAUUUAUCUGUACAACUGCACCGACCAGCAGCUGCAGGAAUUCAAACGGGUAAAUAUCAUCCCGGAUACGGCCAAAACGUGCGGACUGAUCACGCGUACAAACGCGGAACGGCUCUGCAGCUACAUGCUGCACCAGGCGGAUGAUACCCGUAACAUCAAGGGCGCACCUUCGUUCAAGGUGUACCACCGGUGCUUCGGCAAGUGCGAGGGAGAAUUCACGCCGGCCCUGUACAGCUUCGAAGAGCCCGCUUGCAUCCGGUGCCGCGAGUGCCUGGGAAUGUUUUCGCCGCAGAAGUUUGUUUGCCAUCAGCACGACCGGCAGGAGAACCGCACUUGCCACUGGGGGUUCAAUUCGAGCAACUGGCGCGCCUACAUCCACGUUGCGCUGGAUGAGCAGAAUCGCGAGGCGUUCGCCGAAAUACUGGAGCAGAUUUGGAACAAGGAGCAGGAUCUGGAGAAGAAAAUGCAGGAGUCGGAAUAUUGGAUCGCUAAAAGAAAGGGUUUCGACGAAAGCAGCGUGCAAGUGACGACGAUAAAAGCCGAACCGCCCAGUGACAUUCCACUCAAGAAGCCAAAGCUAAUCAACGAUGCCAGCUUGUACCACAGCUGCCGGCAGAACAGUUCAGCAUUUCGGCCUUGGACGCAAGUACAAAUGUACGCACAACAGCAUCUCCUGCACGCCAUGGCGUUCAACGGCAAUGGGCUGAUAAAUGGUGGUAGUGGGGCGGCGCUUGGUGCCACCGGGUCGUCCGGCGGAUUACUGGCGCUCAGCCAGGAGCCUCCGGUUCUGCAAAAUCCAGAAAGCGUCGUGCGGUUAUCGGAGAGUGAUAAGUUCGAACGGAGUUUUCAGCCAAACGUAGCACUGGCACCCCGCAAAACGAUACUCUGCAAGGAGCGAGAACGGGAACGGGACCGAGAGAAGGAACGGUCAGUCAUAAAGUGUGAUGUACAAAUUAAGCAAGAGAGUCCACCGACGCCGCCGGCGGAAGUGAUAACGAGGUCCGUAAUAAAGUGCGACGUAAAGAUCAAACAGGAACGACCCUCGACGCCGCCACCGAUGGAGAUGUCGCCUGGUCUCCGGGUACCCUCAUCGCCAAGGUCACCCCCGCUGCCUUUGAUGUGCACUCCGUUAUUGGGAGGCCCACUGAAAUCCGUUCCAAUGCCAUACAGUCCAGGAGCGGAUGUGCACCACUCCGGGUCAAACGAAAUCACUUCAUCCACCUCACCUGUACCUCCCGCGGUCAAUAUGACCAUCAUGAACGGUUGCAUCUCAGAGAAACCAAAGCUGUUGAUCAAAGAACAGAAUAGUCCUCCAUCGCCCCGAAGGACGCCCACCCUCAACGAAGAUAUGCUUCACCAUCGAUCUCAUCCACCACCUGCCGUGAUUCUAAAAAAUGGUGGAAUCUCACAGGGCGCACCGGGAGCACCCAUUAUGGGGAAUCCGGAGUUUGAACUGUCGACCGAUACCGACGACGACAGUUUAGCUGGCGAACCGGACAGUAGCAAUAACUCAAUGGCUCCGCUAGACAUUAUCAGGGAUGUAAUGAAGGACGUUCAGCAUGAAACCAGAGACAAACUAAUGAGUAUUUUCAAGCUGCUAAUCCAAGAAACGGCACAAAUUCGAAACGAUCAUAUUCGGUUACUACAGGAUAACAAACAGAAGGACGACUUAAUAGCGGAGUUGCAUCGAGAAAAAGACAGCUUGCAGCAGCAGGUGCACCAUCUUCAGCAACAGAACCGAUCUCUCAUCAAAAUCGCCACCUCGGAGUCCAAUGCCCUACAUAUGCAACAGCAGUACCAUGAGCGGGAGUUGGCAGCUGCUGCCAGUGCAAAUGUCGUACCCAGUGGUUCCGCUCCUUCAUCGACACCACCCUCACCUCUCUCGUUAGCUUCCAACAGUAGCAACAGCCAAAUUGUGAUCGAAAAAAUCGAACGACGGAACAGCUUCCCGCAGAAAUCCGACGUUAUAAUGAAACCUCUGAAAAAAUGCCUGCGUCGAAGUCCCGAUGAUUCGGUGCUACAACUGUUACAAUCACCACCCCCUCCUCCUCCGCCGCCACCACCAGCGACAGUACCAGUCGCAACCAGUCUGUCAAUUAGUGCAACCAGUCUGAGGUCCAAUCCAUCCGUAAUGGACGAGGAAGAAGAUGAUGACAAAUCUCUCCAGCAGUCGAACGAUUGUCCUCCAGUUCUGGUCAAUGGCGUGGGAUGCGGAGUGAUAGCAUCGCCCUCGCCACGACCACCAUCCAGACCAGCGUCGGUGGCUUCGACGGCUUCCAAUGCCUCCACAAGUUCACCCUUGGCCAGCGCGGUGGCACUGGAAAACAGUUCGAGUGGCAGUACCAAACCCGGCACCAGCAACCAGGAGAUUAUCAAAAGUGCUAAUAACUGAUAGUGUAUAAUUUACCUUUGAUAAAAAGGUUCAAUACGUAACAGAGAUUGAGGGCACGGGCAAGCUCUCUUUUCCGUUUUGUUUUUCGUCGGAUGCUCGACAGUCCAUAUAACGACAGUGAGCCGUCUCCAAACACGCAGGUUGAUGUUUCGAGACCGCAGGCCCACUAGCGAGGUCGAAGUAAUGCAUCCCAACCAGUUCAAUCCGUACUUUUGUUCUAGGUUUGAUCACCUUCUAAGGGUGAUUGGCACACUCGUGCAUUGUAAAGUAGAAAUUUAUAAGCUUCAUUGUCGAUAUUUUUCCCACCAAAUAAUUUCUGUUUGUUUAUUUUUAGGCGAAACAACAAACCAUUAUAAGCUUAGAUUGUAAGACCACACCGUGUAAGCCAAGAGCAAAGAAAUUACAAAGCAAAACAAACAAAAAUGAUACAAAUUUGAAGAGCAAACGCAAAAAAAGGAUGUAGGAAGUUUACAAAUUCUCAUUCGCAUGAUACAAAAAUCGAUUUACAAUUAUAAUUUAAUGUAGUUGUUCGUUGAGAAGAUAACCUACUCAAAAAGAAGCAUAAACAAACAAAAAGAGCUGAUAGUGACUAAUGUGUUACAAACAAACAAACAAAAAUUAUAGUCAAGUCAAACCAAGCAAAGCGAAAAAAAAAACACAAAGUCGAAACGAAAAAAAAAUACACUUGCAAGAAAUUAUAUGGAUAGAAGAACCGAUUAAGGAGUACUCAAAAAUAUUAUUCUUAACCACUAAGUGGUUUUCAAAGUCUUGCGUAGUGUCUUGUAUAAAGAUUAAGUUUAUUUUAAAACAAAAUCGAACGUUCUACAGUAGUAGCGAAGCGCCCUCCCCCCUUAUUACUAUAGUGUAAAUAGUCAGCUGUGUAAAAAGAUGAAAACAUGUUUUGUGUUCUUUCAAACGACGUUCUUUUUUAAUUUGUUUUUUGUUCUCUACUCCUAGCGGUCAGUCAAACUCACCUCUCAUCUACACUCAUGUCAUUUCUGUGGUACCAACAGUACUACACUAUUGUUUCGUUUAGGAUUUAUUUUGCGUAACUCGUCAGUACACCGCGUGUUGGAAAUAAGUAUUAGGAUAGAAGAGAGCGUAAUGAACAAAAAUUAUUUCAGGAAGUCUAAUCACCUUUUUUACAAUAUUGGGGUGUUGAAAUAAAACGUGUCUUAAGCUGUGAUUCAUAUUCACUUUCCGUGAUCAUGCGAACGAUCUUAGAAAAAGUAUAGUACGAUACAGAUUCUCACUUAAUCCCGUAGUGCACUGUUUGUCAUAAUGACAAAUAUUUGUCAAGUUUAUCCGGACAUCUGUCUUAUUGAUAACAAAUAGACAAGAAUAUCAGGCUGACUUGACAAAUAUUUUAUAUUAUGACAAACAGUGUACUGAUAGCUUUAGGUUUAGGUAUGGAAUUACACAGUAAUCAGGAUUUGAAAAAUAUCUUUUUCAGCAAAAAUCUCAUACUCUGUUUAUGAUCGGUAAAUUCGGGUACUGUCGUGGUUAAGUGAAUUGCGACAACAUGUCGAUUCCCAGCCAAAUAUUUAUCAUCUCCAGCAAAAAAAAGUCAUAAACAAUAUUUGUUCGAAUUUCAAACAGCUUCUUCUGGAAACUAUAAAGAAUUUCAUAUGGAAAUUCCGAAGCAUUUUCCAUUGAACUCUCUAGAUUUUUUAGUUGAAAUGAAUCUAAGUUUUUGAUCGGAGAUUAGCAGUUUGGACGAUAGACAAGGUCGAACCUUGUUUGGCCAAGCAAACCAAUAGGCCGAAUGUUAUUUGGCCGAAAAAGUAAUUUAAUCGAAAUGGACGGCCAAAAGUGUCUUUCGGUUAAACUGGUCAUUUUGCCGGAAACGUCGUUUGACUGAAAAUACCGUUUGACCAUAAUGAUCCUUUGGAUGAAAAGCCACAAUUUUAGAGAUAACCGGCCUAGGGCUGCCAAUCUCUCUAAUAAAGAUAAAAAAAAAAGCCAUUUGGCCGAAUGGUUCGACAAGUUUGACCAAAUGACUCGUUCAGCAAAUGACAUGACAACUGUACGACCCUAGCUAUGUCUUAAUUGUCGGCAAAAUUACCAGUUCGGCCAUUUCGAGAGGGGCCGAAACAUUCUCACUUUCGUUUGAAUGCCAUUUUCGACCUAAUAAUUGUUUCGGCUGAACUUUGAAUUCGGAUAGAUAACUUUCGGCCUAUCGUCUUAUUAAGCCAUGUGGCAAAUGGCUUCCCGCCGAACAAACCAUCAGGCCGAAACCCAUCUGGCGUUGAAAAUACCGUUUGGCAGAAAUGAUCGUUAGACAGAAAGGGCCAUUUGGCUUCAGUUCGGCCUACCAAAAAUGUUGUUAAGCCGAACUGAUUCUUUGUCCGUAAAAGUUGUUUGGCUGAUAGGUCCUUUGGCCGGAAAGCUCGGUUGGCAGAAAGAGCCACUUGAUUAACGAAAAAGUAUUGUUUGGUUGAAAAUGUAGUUUGGUCGAAAUGAUCGUUAAGCAAAAAAAAAACAAAAUGUAAGUUGGCUCAAAUGGACAUAUGUACGACCAAAAAUAUCGUUCGACCGAAUUGGUUCUUUGACCGAAGAAGUCUAUUAGUCGAUUGGUCGUUUUCGGCCAUUUGGACGAAAAUGUCAUUUGCCGAAUGGGUCAACAAUUUUUGUCAUAUUACGCGUUCAGCGAAUGACAGCUGGUCAUUCCCCGCAGCUCUUUAAUGACUUCUCUAACCUCUGAUUUUAUUGAAAUCGCGUCCGGCCCAUCCCUCUGGACUCAAAAAAUUCAUCUGGGGAACGAUUGAACCCUAUGAGAUUUGAUUUAGACUUCUAGAAUCGGAUUGAAUCUUUAUGAAUUCUGUGGCCUCCUCAUGGAUUCAGAUAAAUCAAUUCGAUCAAAGUCAAAUCCCGGAUUAAGAUUCGUUUAAAUCUAAAAAAAUCAUUCGCAAAGAGUCAAUCGCAUAUGAAUACAUUCAGCCAAAUUUAAAAAUUGAAAUGAUUCCUAAUGAAUCCCACUUUAGGCACUUCGAAGAAAAUUUAAGAAUACGGAACCUAAGAAGUAAAAUACAAAAAAAAAUACAAAGUGGACAUGAGUUAACUUGAAUUGUUUCACGGUUACAAACUAAUUUCAGCCUCCUCAAAGUGCUAGAAAAGGUUAUCGAGAUUCCCUAAAUUAACCAUAUUGUACAAAAAAUCCCAUCUGACCUAAUACCUAUUUCCACUGGUGUAGAAGCGCAUCACUUUCUGCCAUUUUUCGGCAAAAAAAACCAUCACUGUACAUUUUUCACAUGAAAUUUUGUUUCCUUAAUCAAAUUGCCACGACAAACCAGGCGUUCAAAAUGCCCCUUACUAGUUUAGAAACGAAACUCAUUUACAAACGCAAACGCGAAUGUUUAAGUGACAUACAAGAAGAAUAGAAAGCAAAAAGUAACGUAAUCGCUUUUCAAAAAAGUGUUCACCUUUUAAAAGAUGUUUGGUUUAAAAAAUCGAACUACGUACUCCUUAUUUUGAAUUAAAAAAAGUCGUCCUAAGUAUCACCUAUUAUAAACUAUAUAAAACAAAAAAGCGAAAAAUAAAGCGUAACAUCUCUGUCGAUCUGCUUCCACAUAGGGGAGGCGAAGUAAAUAAAUCGAAAAAUUAUAGAACGGCAUACCAGCCAACGCAACGUAAAGAGAUCUACACAAACUAGCCAUCGUGUUCUCUUGUCGGAAACAAAAUAAGAACAAACACAAAACCGCAUCCAGAUAAGUAAACCACAGGUCAAGUCUGUAUUUUUCGCGUUUCAAUCAGGCCACAGUUAUGAUAUUAAAUCAAAAAAAAUAUUUAUUUAUUUAUCCUCCUACUUUAGAAACCAACGCAAAAAAUCAUCUCCUUUAUAAUUACUUUUCUGUUCGGUGUACAACUCCUACGUUCGUUUAAGUUCAGUGCGCUUUCAGAAAAGCAAACCAAAAGUCAUGCAAAAUGCAUCAAUCAACACACUGCUACUUGUUUUGUGAUCUUUAUUUCAUGUUUUUCGAUCUAAUAAAACGGAAUGCAAUUUUAUCGUACUAUUAAAAA
Messenger RNA from Armigeres subalbatus, 8423 nucleotides. It is a transcript of the gene Snoo, whose product is annotated as ski oncogene. The coding region runs from base 1611 to 4403 and encodes 930 amino acids. Gene Ontology annotation, molecular function: DNA-binding transcription factor activity, RNA polymerase II-specific; SMAD binding; RNA polymerase II cis-regulatory region sequence-specific DNA binding. NCBI's taxonomy places the organism in Eukaryota, Metazoa, Arthropoda, Insecta, Diptera, Culicidae. Gene Ontology annotation, cellular component: nucleus. The transcript is spliced from 3 exons. Gene Ontology annotation, biological process: negative regulation of BMP signaling pathway. The record is from RefSeq and is a predicted model, not a curated record.